CGGGAGGAAUCGUUCACUUGCUUUACCUUAUUACAUAGUUGAUUCAGUUCGCCCGAGGCAGCGAUUGCCUUAGUAUAUAUUUUUUAUUCGUGUUUUUCGUAUUUGUAUUUUGUGUGAUCUGAGGGAGAAUGGCAUUGUGGGUCGCCCCUUACAACAGGCGACCGCGUUAUGAUCAUAGCAUGCAUAGAUACGGAUUUGGCCACUAUCAGCCACAGGGGCUCUCUCUCAAUCAGAUUCAGAUUGCGGCUUGUGACGAAUGCCGCCACUCGUUGCCCGGCGGACCGCCGGAGCCUGACAUGUGGGUGCGUGUGGUGGGCAUGUCCCCGGACCAGAUGUUUGGAGUCCUUAACUUCUUUGCGACUGUGGGCAACUGCCUGGAGACACGCAUUUACCCAAUGCAGCCACAGCCAACCCUCUUUAUACGCUUCCGGAUGAGGCAGGCGAUCAAUGCCCUCUACUACAGGAACUCAAAUAUAUGCGUCAGCAGCUGUGCGGUGCGUCUGUACGUGGAUAUUGUCGAUGUGGAGCAGAUGAAUGGCAUGCAUGGCAUGCAUGGGAUGCAUGGGAUGAAUGGAAUGAAUGGGAUGAACUGGUAUGAUAGGGAGUUGCGCAAGCGGCAGGUGGAACGUGGAUUGUGGAUGAAUUGGUAUGAUAGGGAGCUGCGACAGCGGCAGAUGGCUCGUGGAUCGUGGAAGAAUUGGUAUGAUAGGGAGAUGCGCAAGCGGCAGGUGGACUGUCGAUCGUGGAAGUGUCACACGAAAAGGAUGCUGCAGGCCUGCACAAAGAAGCUCAAGAAAUAUAAGGAUACAUUUUUGUCGUGGGCUUGCGGGAUGCUGAUUGGGGAAUGCCCCAUACAAUCUACCACAAAUCGCCGAUCUGUAGGAUUGCGUGGCCACUCAAGCGGCAAGCCACUCAAGCGUCUUGGCACUGCUGGCUUAUAUUAUAGCUCGCGAUAUUCUUAUUUUUAAACAGCCCCCCGCCCCGCCCAGCCCCACCCGACAGCCAUGCCAGAAUUGAGUUUAAAUUUUAGUUUUAGUUUUUUGUUUUGUUUUAUUUUGCGGCAACCUUAAGAAGAAUUUGAAACACCAAUAGACAGAUUUCAGAGGCGAGUAAGAACUAAUUUUUACAAUCAUUUACGGAUGCGUAGAGCUAACAAUUAUUAUUAUUAAAAAAAAAAACUGCC
This is a messenger RNA of Drosophila obscura, 1183 nucleotides long. RefSeq lists its product as uncharacterized. The transcript is spliced from 3 exons. The record is from RefSeq and is a predicted model, not a curated record. Lineage: Eukaryota; Metazoa; Arthropoda; Insecta; Diptera; Drosophilidae. Bases 129 to 968 code for a protein of 279 amino acids.